AUGGAUGUACGUGUCGGCCUGGCUCAGGCUCGGCUCCGUGUGGCUGUGGAGCACGCUCGUCGGCGGCCACGUCGGCGAGUAUGGGUGACCGACGUGCUGCAGCGGCGUAAAGCUCGUGGCGAGUUUUACCACCUCGUGCAGGAGCUGCGACUCCUGGACCCGGAUAGGCACCAGACCUAUUUCCGGAUGAGCCGCGACUCGUUUGACCUGAUCUUGUCUAAAAUCGGACCGAUCAUCACCCGCCAGCACACCAACUUCCGAGAGCCCAUCGAGCCGGCCCAGCGUCUGGCCAUCACCCUCCGGUACCUCGCCUCAGGGAUGGAGUUCGCCGCGCUGGCGCCCACCUACCGACUCGGCGAACGGACGGUGCGAGCCAUCGUGUGGGACACGUGUGCCGCCAUCGUGGCUGUCCUCGGCCCGGAGGUGCUGCCGGCCCCGACCGAGGCCACCUGGAGGCGGAGCGAAGCGGCCUUCAACCAGCUGUGGGACUUCCCCAACUGCGUGGCGGCCAUUGACGGGAAGCACGUCCUGAUCAAGGCACCAGCAAACUCAGGCAGUGAGUACUUCAGCUACAAGAAGACUUUCAGCACCGUACUUCUGGCUGCCGUCGACGGUAACUACCGCUUCGUGUACGUGUCGGUGGGGAGCGCUGGGAGGGAGUCCGACGGCGGCAUUUUCGGCCGCAGCGACCUGGCUGAGAAGCUGAGGGACGGGACGCUCGGCCUGCCACCAGCCAAGCCGCUCCCGGGCACGGAGGUGACGCUGCCACAUGUGUUUGUGGCGGACGAGGCGUUCCCUCUCACCGCCAACAUCAUGCGGCCGUACCCAGGCCGCACCGAGGCCAGGCUCGGCCGGCCAGCGGCGGUCUUUAACUACCGCCUGUCCCGGGCACGGCGCGUGGUGGAGAAUGCCUUCGGCAUCAUGUCCCAGAUGUGGCGACUCCUGACACGGCCGCUCAACGUCUCCGUGGACCACGCCUGCCAGCUGGUCUACACCAUCUGCAUCCUGCACAAUUUCCUGCGCCGUGACGACGCAGCCGGAGCACCACCCCGAGUCGACGGCACGGAGGCUGAGCAGGCGAACGGUGGCGGGGGCGGCGCGCUGGUGGACCUCCGCGGCCGUCUGGCGGCUCACCCUCACAACUACCCCGUCCGGGCGGAGCAGAUCCGACAGCAGUUCACACACUUCUUCAUGGGCCCGGGAGCCGUGCCCUGGCAAGAGUAG
Molecule: messenger RNA, 1224 nt
Organism: Amphibalanus amphitrite
Lineage: Eukaryota; Metazoa; Arthropoda; Thecostraca; Balanomorpha; Balanidae
Product: protein ALP1-like
Exons: 1
Coding region: 1-1224 (407 amino acids)
Source: RefSeq, a predicted model, not a curated record